GCUACCCAUUUCGAAUCUCUUGCUGAGAAAGCAAAUCAACCUAGCCUACAUCACAGUGAUGAAGAAUCUCAUACUGAGAAAAUCAAAGAACCUCAUACUGGAAAAGAGAGAGAUACUAUGAAGAAAGCAGGUACUGAUCAAGAACAUGUUCAAGCUAAAUCUCAAUUCGAGGAUUCAAACAUUAGCCAAAGAAAACAACAUCAAAAAACCCAAAGAUGAUUCCGCUACCAAAAAUCAACAAAACCAGAAAACUACUACCACACAAGGGGAAGGUCCUCAUGAUCAAGGUGUGAGGAAAUCACAAUCACUGGAGGAAAUUGGAAUACAUAGACAACAAGCACAACAGAACUCCAUGGAAGCCAUUAGAGCUGCAGAGGAAAGGUAUGAUAAGGCAUCAAAGAAAGAGUCUCAUCAUGAGGAGGAUGUGAAGAAUCCUCAGUCUCUAGAGGAAGUUGGACAAUACAGGCAACAAGCGCAACAGAAUUCGAUGGAGGCCAUUAGAGCUGCAGAAGAGAGGUAUGAAAAAGCUAAACAAGCUGGUUCUGCAGCACUACAUGACGUAAAAGAAUGUGUCGUUCGUGGGUUAGGAGCAGCUUCAACAUAUGUUGCUGAUAAAAGUGUUGCAGCAAAAGAUACCACCAUUCAAAAAGGUUCACAAGUAUUAGGGUACACAGCAGAAAAAGCUUCGAAAGGGUUAUCAGCAACUAAAGAUACAACUUUGGGCGUGGGGAAAACUGCAUUAGAUUAUACACUACAAACAGCUGGACAAGCAAAGGAUUUCACUGCAAAGAAAGCUGUUGAAUCUAAAGAUGCAGCUGUUGAUAAAGCAGUAGAAGCGAAAGAAAUGAGCUUAGGUGUUGUUAGUACUGGUAGUACUGCGGUUCAUUAUGUUGGCGAGAAAGCUGUGGACAUUAAAGAUACAGCCCUUGAUGUCAGCAAAAGGACCGUUAAUUAUGCUGGUGAGAAAGUUGUUGCUGCUAAAGAUGUUACCAUAGAAGCAAGUAAGAAGGGUUUGGGUUAUGCUGGUCAGAAAUCAUCUGAAGCUAAACAAGCAGCUGCUGAUACCACUAGAAGUGCCAUGGAGCAAACCAGCAAGAAACUCGAGGAAACUAACAAACCUUCUGGCGUCACAGAGAAGGCAAGCAGUAAACUUGAAGAAACCAACAAAUACUCCGGUGUUGAGAGAGGAACAGAGGAUAAAGACAAGGGACCAGAGAAGCAUGUUGAGGGUAUUGAAGAAACGGGGGAGGAAGUAGAAGUUCAACCCGCCCAGUUACUGGGAGCUGCUGGAGAAACCUUGGCUGAAAUAGCCAAGAAUGCUAAAGAGAUGGUUGUUGAUCCGGAAACUGAACUGGAGCAACACAAGGUUCUUGGCGACGUUGAAUUGGAGCACCAACAUCAUGAACACCAACAGUAG
Messenger RNA from Papaver somniferum (opium poppy), 1417 nucleotides. RefSeq names its product embryonic protein DC-8-like. The transcript has 4 exons. The record is from RefSeq and is a predicted model, not a curated record. The coding region runs from base 146 to 1417 and encodes 423 amino acids. NCBI's taxonomy places the organism in Eukaryota, Viridiplantae, Streptophyta, Magnoliopsida, Ranunculales, Papaveraceae.